This is a messenger RNA of Phalacrocorax carbo (great cormorant), 1351 nucleotides long. The record is from RefSeq and is a predicted model, not a curated record. NCBI's taxonomy places the organism in Eukaryota, Metazoa, Chordata, Aves, Suliformes, Phalacrocoracidae.
GUAGGCUUAGCUGCUUCAUUUUAGAAGACGAAGAACACAAAUGGCGUUCUCUAACCGAACCUUUCAGUGGGGGUCAAGCACCCACCUCCAACCUACUGCACCCAGUGUCAGUGGUUUAACCUCCAGGAAAACGGCCAUCCAAAAGAUGCAGGCACCGAGCGUCUAUGGGGGAGCUGGCGGCUGUGGUACCCGCAUAUCCACCAGCACCAACUACGGGCAAGGCUUCGGUGGGAACUUCCAGCUUAGCGUUACUGGUAAUGGUGUGCUCCUCACUGGCAAUGAAAAAUCAACUAUGCAAAAUCUAAAUGACCGUUUGGCUUCGUAUCUGGAGAAGGUGCGUUCUCUAGAAAAGGCCAACUCCGUGAUUGAAAAGCAGAUCAAGGAGUGGUAUGAGCAGAACGCCCCAGUCGUAAGGCGUGACUAUAGCUCAUACUUUAAAACAAUUGAAGAUCUCCAAAAUAAGAUUGCUGCUGCCCAGCUGGAAAAUGCAAAGCUUGUCCUGCAGACUGACAAUGCCAAACUGGCUGCUGAUGAUUUUAGACUGAAGUAUGAGAAUGAACAGCUGCUCAGGCAAAAUGUCAAGAGUGACAUUAACGGACUGCUCCACAUUCGUGAUGACUUGACUUUGUCGAAAUCUGAUUUGGAGUCACAGAUUGAAAGUGUGAAUGAAGAACUAGCUUUUCUUAAGAAGAACCAUGAGGAGGAUGUUGACAGACUGCACAAACAGGUGAGCAGCUCAGCUAACACAGAGGUGGAUGCUGCUCCAACGGUUGAGGUUGCAACUAUUAUGGAAAAUGUGAGACAGCAAUAUGAAGAAAUGGCAGAAAAGAACUGUCAAAAAGCCAAAGAACAAUUUGAAAAGCAGACAGAAGAACUGAACCAGGAAAUAGAACUCCACAUGGAACAGCUGGAAGCCCAAAGGAGAGAGAUCAACGAGCGGAGGCCCAUCGUUCAUGGUCUGGAGCUAGAAUUACAGUCCCAGAUUAACAAGAGAAAGGCAUUAGAAGACACUCUGUCUCGAACUGAAGCACGUUAUGGUUAUCAGCUAACCCAAAUACAGGACGAAGCUGCCAAUUUAGAGGCUCAGCUGAGGCAACUCCGAGCUGACAUGGAGGGUCAGAGGAAGGAGUACAGUUUAUUGCUGGAUAUCAAGAGUUGCUUGGAAAUAGAGAUCGCCACAUACCGCCGUCUGCUGGAAGGAGAGGACAGCGGACAUUCCCAAGUGGAGGUACCUACACCACAGCCUGAAAAAGAAACAACUAAAAUUAAGAAGAUCAAGACAAUUGUUGAAGAGGUGGUCGAUGGCAAGGUUGUCUCCACUCAGAUGAACGAGAUUGAAGAGAAGCUGUAA